This is a messenger RNA of Anneissia japonica, 1244 nucleotides long. Its product is annotated as tryptophan--tRNA ligase, cytoplasmic-like. Gene Ontology annotation, molecular function: tryptophan-tRNA ligase activity; ATP binding. Gene Ontology annotation, cellular component: cytoplasm. Gene Ontology annotation, biological process: tryptophanyl-tRNA aminoacylation. The record is from RefSeq and is a predicted model, not a curated record. Lineage: Eukaryota; Metazoa; Echinodermata; Crinoidea; Comatulida; Comatulidae.
UACUUCAUGAAGUAGUAUUGACUGUGCUGCACAUUGGUACAGGACUAAUGUCCCGGCUUCUGUUCAUAUAGUUAAUUCAUAGUCAACUCACCGGUGGAGGUCGUCGUUGAACGUAAACACGCGUUGUGUCUAGCAUAUUGUUGGGUUUCACUGACAUAGGGACCAUGGCUGAAGUGGAGCAGAAAGUGGAGGACAUGAAGAUUGAGGAAACAAAACCAGAAAAUGAGGAAGAGGAGGAUGAUGUAAAUCCAUGGUCUGUUGUUUCAAAGUCAGAUAAAGGUGUAGAUUAUGAUAAGCUUAUAAAACGUUUUGGAAGUACCAAGAUAGACCAAGUAUUAAUAGAUAGAAUUGGCACAUUAACGAAUCAAAAACCUCAUCGAUUCCUACGCAGAGGAAUCUUUUUCUCUCAAAGAGAUGUUCAUCGUCUACUUGAUAGGUUUGAGAAACAGAAGCCAUUUUUCUUGUACACAGGUCGGGGGCCGUCGUCGGAGGCCCUUCAUCUAGGACACAUUAUACCAUUCAUUUUUACAAAGUGGCUACAAGACACAUUUGAUGUUCCAUUAGUUAUACAGCUUACGGAUGAUGAGAAAUUUCUAUGGAAAGAUUUGAAGGUUGAAGAGGCUAAUAGGAUGGCCAUAGAGAAUGUGAAGGAUAUUAUAGCAAUGGGAUUUGAUAAGGAGAAAACAUUUAUAUUCUCUGAUAUAGACUACAUUGGUUCAUCUUCAGAAUUUUAUAAGAAUAUGCUUCGUAUUCAAAAGUGUGUGACAUUCAACCAAGCCAGGGGUAUCUUUGGAUUUGCUGAUACUGAUUGUAUAGGAAAAAUAAGUUUCCCAGCAAUCCAGGCGGCACCCUCAUUUUGUAACUCUUUCCCUCAUAUAUUUGGCACGAAGAAGGAUAUUCCAUGUUUGAUUCCAUGUGCAAUUGAUCAGGAUCCUUACUUCCGAAUGACACGUGAUGUUGCCCCUCGACUAAAAUACCCAAAGCCUGCCCUCAUUCACUCUACAUUUUUUCCUGCACUUCAAGGAGCCAAGACAAAGAUGAGUGCCAGUGAUGCAAACUCAUCCAUCUUCCUAACAGAUACGAAAAAUCAAAUUAAAAAUAAGAUCAACAAGUACGCAUUCUCUGGUGGAUGUGCCACAGUAGAAGAACACCGUGAGAAAGGAGGUGAUUGUGAAGUUGAUAUCGCUUACCAAUAUUUAACGUUCUUCCUUGAAGAUGAUGAUCAGUUGGAGCAAAUAAGACAG